UUUUUAUUUCAAUUAAUUUUGAACUUGACAAUGAAAUAUACAUGUGAAGAAAUAAAGAACGGAUAAAGGGAAAAAAGAAAAAAGAAAAAAUAUAAAAAGAGAGAUGGAAAUGAAAUUAUUAGAACUUAUUUUUAUUUUUUCAUUAAUAUUGUAUCACAUGGCUAAUUUAUUGAGUAAAACUGGAUUGAAUUUUAUUUAGUAGCUAAAAAAGAUUAAAUAUAUUAUAUUUUUAAAUUUUAAAUUAUUCAAACACAAAAAUUAAAAAAAAUUAGAAAAAUUGCCACACUAUUUAUAAAUUUCACCUAAUAAUAAUAAUAAUAAUAAAUAAUAAUACUAACAAUAACAGUACCAAAUCUAACAACCAGAAUAUUAUAUGGCCCUUUCUGGCUUCUUCUUGUCAUGUUUUAACGUGCUCUUUUUCUCUCUUUCCCAACCACCUGUCCGAUCUCUUCAGCUUCAGAAUCGGCUUUCAUUUCCAAUUUCUCUUGAUUUUUUGUUCUGUUCUUAAUUCUCAAUGAAUUAAUGGUGGUUUCUUUCACACUCUGUGUAUCUUCCAGUAAGUAGUUGUAGCAUCUUCAUUUUACAUUACCAUUUAUUCCAAGUUUCUUAGAAUUAUCAGAUUUUGCAUCUGGGUCUAUUUUUUGUGAGCUUAUAAGGUUACCUUUUGGUUUCUUCAUCAUUUCUUUAAUGGGCUAUGAUAAAAAUUUUGACGUUCGGUUUCUUGGUGUUGGUUUUGAACUGAUUUUGGUAUGAUAAUAUAUGGGUCUGUGCUUCUUGGAUUGAUCUAUACUGACAUUAGGUUCUUGAUAGUGUAAUGUCAUCUUUUCUUGGGAAUGUUUGAAUAUGCAGUCUUUUUAGUAUGAUAAGUGUGUUAGUUGAGUCUUGGCAGCAUGGUUGAUUGGGAUAAUGACUACUUUUAAUAGGAGUAAGUCAUUCAACCAGAAAGUAUUAAAUGUUGGGAGUCCAAGAUCUUUGAGCUUUGGAAGCCCAAGAGUGAAUAGGUCUAGCUUAAUCUCACAUUGGUUUACGGUGCUUGUUGUGAUCGGGUCUUUGCUUACAUUUUUCAUAGCCAUUGGAGGUGGUUACAUUUAUGUGCUCCCAAGCCUCACUCAAGCUUUUUACGGAUUUGGCAUAUCUAAAUCUAAUGAUUCAAUAAGAAAUUGCAAUGUCUUCUAUGGAAAUUGGGUAUUGGAUGAUGAUUACCCUUUAUACAAUGCUUCGGAGUGUCCUUUUGCAGAACAAGGAUUCAACUGCUUAGGAAAUGGGAGGAAAGAUGAAGAUUAUCUUAAAUGGAGGUGGAAACCGAAGAACUGUGAUAUUCCAAGAUUCCAUGUGCAUGAUUUAUUGGAAAGAUUUCGAAAUAAAAGGAUCAUCUUUGUUGGUGACUCAAUGAGUAGAACACAGUGGGAAUCAUUAGUAUGUUUGCUCAUGACAGGGAUAGAGGAUAAGAAAAGUGUUUAUGAAGUCAAUGGGAAUAAGAUAACAAAACGGAUUAGAUUUUUGAGUGUUCGUUUUAGAUCCUUUAAUUUCACUAUUGAGUUCUUUCGAUCAGUUUUCUUGGUACAACAUAGUUGGAUGCCUAGACAUUCACCAAAGCGGGUUAGGUCAACACUCAGAUUGAACAAAAUGGAUGAUAUUAGCGGAGAGUGGGUUAAUUCGGAUGUCCUGAUAUUCAACACAGGACAAUGGUGGGUGCCCGGGAAGCUUUUUGAAACGGGAUGCUAUUUCCAGGUUGGGAAUUCAGUAAAGCUUGGAAUGUCAAUUCCUGCUGCCUUCAGAAUAGCUCUGGACACUUGGGCAUUGUGGGUGCAGAACACAAUUGACACAAAUAAAACACGAGUCUUCUUUAGGACUUUUGAGCCAUCUCACUGGAGUGAUCAAUCCCACAGGUUUUGCAACGUGACUAGGCACCCUUCGUCAGAAACAGGAGGAAGGGACAAAAGUGAAUUUUCAGACACAGUCCUAGAGGUGGUAAAAAAUGUCACGGUUCCUAUAACUGUACUUCAUAUAACCUCCAUGUCAGCUUUCAGAACCGAUGCACAUGUUGGUGAGUGGAAUGACAACUUGCCUGUACCUGAUUGUAGCCACUGGUGUUUACCUGGAGUACCUGAUAUGUGGAAUGAGGUUCUGCUCUCUUUUUUGCUUUACCAACCAUAGACCUUUACGCUGAAGAUUGCAGAUUCAAGACACAUACAGCUGAUACCUGCACACGCAGCUACUUGAACCUCUGAUUUGCCAAGUAUGCCAAAGCAGAGCAAUGAUUAUUUGGUUUGGCUUGUAUCCCCUGUUCUUACUUGGUUCCCUUUGGAAUUGCUGCGAGUUUCAAGGGAAGAAAGAUGUAGAGUUACAAGGAAAUUGCAGUUUUCUAACAGAAAUCAUUUUUUCAUUCUUUAUGCAGUGCAAUGUAUUUCAAUUUUGUCUAUUUGUUAUUAUUUUAUUUUUCUUGGGGUAAAAUUUGUUUGAUAAAGAAACAGAAAUAACUUUUA
Ricinus communis (castor bean) is the source of this 2486-nucleotide messenger RNA. RefSeq names its product protein trichome berefringence-like 7. Lineage: Eukaryota; Viridiplantae; Streptophyta; Magnoliopsida; Malpighiales; Euphorbiaceae. Bases 907 to 2157 code for a protein of 416 amino acids. The transcript has 4 exons. The record is from RefSeq and is a predicted model, not a curated record. Gene Ontology annotation, molecular function: O-acetyltransferase activity. Gene Ontology annotation, cellular component: Golgi apparatus.